AUGGCGGCUGACUGCAUUGCGUUGACAGAAGAGGACAUUCUGCAUACCAGCCGGCGAACAUCAGCCGGGAAGACCUACAAGAAGAAGAAAGUUGGCAAUUAUAUCUUAGGGGAGACGAUAGGUUCGGGCUCAUUCGCCAAAGUCCGGCUCGGCACUCACAUUCUCACAGAUGAAAAGGUUGCAAUUAAAGUAAUCGACAAGAAACUAAUCGAGAAGCGGGAAUACACAAAGCGAAACCUUCACCGGGAAGCAGUCAUGCUGCAAAGACUGAAACAUCCAAACAUCGUGCAGCUUUACGAAGUUCUCGAGACAAGUAAUAAUUAUUAUCUGAUAUUGGAGCUUGCAGACGGUGGAGAACUCAUGAAAUAUCUGUGCGAUAAACAAAGGUUUACAGAGAGGGAGAGCCGGAAGUUUAUGCGACAGUUGGUUUCUGCAGUUGAUCACAUGCACCAAGCUGGCGUUAUUCACAGGGAUAUCAAGGUUGAAAACUUUCUCAUGGACAAAGAUUUGAAUCUUAAAAUAAUAGAUUUUGGUUUAAGUAACAUGCUUAGUUCUGACGGUGUACUGCGAACACAGUGCGGCUCACCAGCGUACGCGGCACCGGAGAUAUUCAGCAAUGCCACAUACGGGCCCGCAGUCGACGUCUGGAGCAUUGGUGUUAAUAUGUACGCCAUGUUGACCGGUGAGCUGCCGUUCAAAGUAGAGCCACCUUCUAGUAUAUCCAAACUACAUAGUUGCAUAUUACAAGGAUGUCGUAUACCGCACACAUUGACAAAAGAUUGCAAAGAUCUUCUUGGUAAAAUGCUGACACUGAGCGAAACUUCCAGAAUCACUCUCCGAGAGAUUAUGAAACACCCUUGGAUGAACAGAGGCUACUCAUCCUUACUGUAUCCGACCAAGUACCCCGUCAAAUACGAUGAUAUCGACAAAUCGGUCGUAUCCAAAAUGGCGGAACACGGAUAUGAUCCGGAAAAUGUUGUUGCCAUGGUAACACAAAACAAACCUGUUGCAGCUAACGAUGACCACAGAAGCGUCUUGUCAGCCGAAACAAACUCGUCGACGCUGCGUUCUUGUGUUAUCACGGAGAACAGCAAAUGGAAAUCGGUACGGACGGCGUUAUUGAAGGAGCGGCCCACUAGAGGACGUUACUAUCGGGAGGAAGUCGACAGAAGCAAGAGGCUCCGCGACGUCGCAUUUGCUCGGAAUGUGUCGAAACUAUCAAAUGAUCCGAUGUCCUCGUACAGAAAAACGCCAACUCGAGAAAAAGUAAUGGAAGACAUGACUAAACACAUGAACGUGUUAAGCCAGAAAAACGGCUUGAACAAUGUAGAAAACGUUUCACGGUCUAAGGCACCUGUGAGAAUGUGUUAUAUACAGUACGAUACUUGGUUGCACCAGCGGAAUAGUGAGCCAGAAGCUCGGCGAAAGCACUUACUUUUACAAAAGGCGGGGAAAAAAGGUAUAUUGGCGAAGACCGACAUUGUCGUCGUCGAUAACAUGUCGAGUGACGUAGAACGUGAAAGCUCGUCACCGCAUUUAAAAUCAGGCGAAACAGAAGACAGUCUCGCGGGUAAAGGAAAUUUAAAUGAAACAUUUGACGUUAACAAUCUUGUUCAAACGGGAAACCCGGAGAGCACAGUUGAUAAAAUCGCGGUAGAUAAUAGCAAUGAUGAAAGCGCUAGUGACGUCACGGUUCCACAGGAGUCCAUCGUGACGUCAAGGAGUGUUUCAGAGAUCGAGAAAACGGAACGUGGAAGCCAUGUCAGUGCUGAUAAAAGUUUGGACACAAUAGAGGGGGAAAGUGAUGACGUCACUACUGCACGUAACGAGAGCGACUAUAACUUGAAUUGCCGCCAAGACAGAGGCGGUGGUAUUCCAAGAGGGUCGUGGACCCCUAUCGAAACUGUAAGCAAAUCGAACCAAAACGAAUCAUAUCAUUUCAACGCAAAGGAACUUAUGAGAACAAGCCGGUGUAUUAUUAUUGUGAAUGGCAGAGAGGAAGAUUUCAGUUACGAUAAUUACAAAUUCAAGGGAAGACGGCAAAACAACGCAACGGCGGUGACAACACAACAUCGUCGACCGAAAACUGAACCUGAUGUUGACACAAGCAGAAAAGACUAUUAUAAAGUGCAGCCACUUGGUGUAUAUUACAAUUUCCGUACAAGAAUCAGGCUCGUUCGCAGCCAGCCACACCUAGGACAUCACUGAGACAAUACCAACCAAUUAUUAAGCCACAGAUACCCAUAGUGAAAACAUACACCAGAACCACCCUCGUCCCAAACGUACAAAUGCUGUCAUGGAAAAAGAGUAACAAUAUUACAUUUAAUCGCGGAUCUGG
Saccoglossus kowalevskii is the source of this 2338-nucleotide messenger RNA. RefSeq lists its product as uncharacterized. The record is from RefSeq and is a predicted model, not a curated record. Gene Ontology annotation, molecular function: protein serine/threonine kinase activity; ATP binding. NCBI's taxonomy places the organism in Eukaryota, Metazoa, Hemichordata, Enteropneusta, Harrimaniidae. Gene Ontology annotation, cellular component: cytoplasm. Gene Ontology annotation, biological process: protein phosphorylation; intracellular signal transduction.